Drosophila innubila is the source of this 2256-nucleotide messenger RNA. RefSeq lists its product as uncharacterized. Bases 50 to 2254 code for a protein of 734 amino acids. Lineage: Eukaryota; Metazoa; Arthropoda; Insecta; Diptera; Drosophilidae. The record is from RefSeq and is a predicted model, not a curated record. The transcript is spliced from 2 exons.
UUUUUUUUGCGCCGCAGCGUUUGAAAAUAGUUUUUCAUCCCGGAAAAUAAUGGAAAUCGAUGAUUUAAAGGAACCUGCUGCUGCGGAAGAAGAGGAUGCACUUUGGUCCAUUGAAGAUGAUACAUUGUUUCAGCCUUGUGGUUUAAUAAGCCACUCAUCAUCCAGUAACAACAAAACCAAAUCCGUUUUCGUCAUCUGGAAUGAAUAUUACUUGAUCAACUAUCGCUUCAAGAAGUCCAAGAAAACGAAUCGAAUGGAAAUGACCAAAGUGCGCAUUCCACUGCCCAACAACAGUCACUUGCGCAGCAUUCACAUGCUGGAGUACAAUACCCUGCUGUUAAUGUCUGAUGGGAGAGUUCAUUGUUUUGGUUCGAUUAAAUCGCUGCACAACAUUUCCUGGCUGAAAGGUGUGCGAGCAUUUGCUCGAUCCCUUGAGGGAUUCAGUGUGAUACGGCACAAUGAGGAGACGCAACAGUUGCUGCUGGAGGUGUAUUUGGAUUUACCCAGUUUGGGCAAGGGAGAGAGCACAUUGCAACACAGCUACGACAUUACCUACGAUGAGCAGAAUAUAUUCCAAUGCGACUGGCUGAAUGAUAACUAUACGUUGUUGUCGAUCACCGUUUCCCAGCAGCAGGAGAAGUUCAUGCAGUGCUUAUUUGGCACUGCAGCAAUCGCAGAUAAACAACUACAUAUCUUUAGCAUCGCUGGACACGUAUUUGCGCUCAUUCCACAGGAUGGUGAUGGUGAUGGAGGUGGAGAUGCAGAGUCGGAGCAGGCAUAUAAUAUAGAGCUACUAUGCGUAUACGCAACAUCUGUUAAUUUCAUGCGUGUUCUGCCCGCACAGAAUCUGUGUCUGGUUUACCUUAGCUGCGGCAGUGUGGACAUUUGGUAUAUGUCCCAACUUCUGGGUAUUAAGCAACGCCAGAUGCACUACACCGGUGCCGAUUGGCUGGACUACGAUGCCAGCAGUGACAACGGUGACUUUUACUACACGGACGGCGAGCAGCUGAUGCGUCUUAGAUUCCAAUAUGAUGUCCAGUUGGAUGAUUGUCUGGUGCAGCGUUGUGUGAAGCCUGUGACAGGCAUGCAAGCCUGCACUUGGGUACAACACAUUGAGCAGUUGGUUUGCCUCAGCGACAAUAACAUAUUCUACCGCAUUGCCUUCAGCUUGGAGACAGCGACAGCUGCAGCCGAAGAUGCAGGCGUCCUCAGCGAUCUGACGCCGGCAGCCAUUGAGAGACUACGUAGCAACGCACAGAUUCUGGAACAAUAUGAACAGCAGCCAGCUCAGCUAUUGGCUGCCAUACAGCGGGAGCAUGAGAAGCAACAACUUGUGGCCGUUGCUCGCAAUGAAUCAUGGCUUGAGAACGGCAUGGAGGCGACGCUGGAGUUUCGACGACAUCUGCCAGUGUACGGAACUGAUGUGCUUCUACUGUAUACAGCAAGACAGAUGGAACUCGAUAGCUGUGGUUGUUUUGCCAUCUUGGAGUUGAAGUGGCAAAAUAGUCAACUAUUGCUGCAAAGCAGCUACUGGCAAUUACUUGUUUAUCAUGGCCAAGAUGCGCAUGUGCACCGGGUACCAACGGACUUGCUUUUAAGCCGAAAGUGUCUGAUCAUUAUACCACUGAAAAAGAUUGUAAAUAUGCGACUGCCUGAGUUUACAUUGAAAUUUGUGGCAUUCCUGGAGUUGCAAUCACAAAUCAAUGCAGUUUUGUUGCCUCUACAGUUACAGGAAACCCGUGAAGCAUACAGAGCACUUUUUAGUGGACAACUUUACUCUCUAAAUCUGUACAAUAAGCAACAGGCAGCAGAUAUGUUAACCAAUACGAGCGAAAAGAAGUCUAAGUCAGAAAUCCAACAAAAGAUUAGACAACCUAGCAGUCUUACCUUAGAGCAAAUUGCAAACAUAUGCAAUGCCAGUGGCAGAAGUUACGAUAAAAAACUGGAACUGUACUUUUUUGAUAGCAAGUUAAGUAUUGCAAGCACUGUGGAGGAUAAUCAAAAUGUCUUAACACUUCAAACUGAAGAUGUAUCUGCACUAUAUCAUUUUAAACAGCAUUUGUUUUUGAAUGUGGAUCCAGUAGAUGAGAGUAUACCAACGGUUGAAGCAGUCCAAUUGAAAGUUAUGAAACUACAACAUGACAUUGAACGAUUUUAUGGGUCCCAAAACACUGAGGACGGUGAAGAAAAUGUCGAAAUUCAUUUAGAAUCAUUGUUAUUAAAAUAUAAUACUCUGCGUAAUACUAUUCUUUAAAA